AUGUCAACAAAAGAGCUACAAGUUGAUAGAACCCUUGGUAACGAUGAUGAUGAAAGAAGUAAAGGUGGAGACAAAAAAGAGAAGAAAAUGGACAAGAAGCCGCUGAGAGAAGAGGAAUCUGACAAAAAGGACAAGGAUGAAAACAGCAAACAGAAGAGGAAGAAGAGCGGCGAUGUGAAGAAAUCUACAAGAGAUAAAAAUGAGGACGAUUCAGACAGACGAAAAGCUUCGCAAAGGCCUACAGAAACUGGAGGUGAGGAAAAAGAUUCGGGUCUUGAAAAGAAAGACGAUGAAAAAGAAGGUGUGAAGAGGAAAGAUGACGAGAAGGAGGUGGUGAAAAAGAAGGAGAAAGUGAAGAAGGAACCGCCCGAAGACUCGAAAAUGACGAAACCAAAAAAACUCAAGUCUUCGGUUAGAAAGAAGCUGUCCAACAAUGAAAUAUCGAAAAUGGAAAUGCAGUGGGCUAGGAAUUUUGUAUUUCAGACGCCAAAAGAUGAAGUCGAACUGUCGACUUUGCAACUCGAACCGCCGCUGUCGACAAGUGCCAAAUUAAUGGAGGAAUAUAAGUUUUCCAUUCAGCAAGUCCACACUCUUCUCAUUCAAUUAAUGCGACGCGGAAACGGGACAACCGACUUGGAGAAUAUCAAAAGUGAGAAGGGUCAGACUGCACCCGAGCGUCUUUACAAGGCGAUUAAUCAAGCUACAGUAUUCUGGUGUACAGCUACAGAACUUCAACCAAUGCUGAACGAAUCGGUGAAAACGAAUACCACUCAACUUGGACUCGCCGAGAGACAUUUGCAGGAAAGAGGCCCGAAGCAUUUGAAACGGAUCAAGAAAUUUGUGUACAAUCAAUGGCAACAGUACGUUGAAUUGAAAAAAGACUUGGCGAAACUGAACAAAACGAGACCCGACAGUGUGCAUAUGAAGGAGGAGCUGCUUCAGAAGAUCAGCAGAUUUAUUCAAGAGAAAUAUCUCGAUGCGAAGUCGGCGCAUAUCGGAGAGAUUCAGGCGGCACUUGUUGAAUUAUCGAUGUACCAUCGAUCAGCUGAGCGAUAUUGAAGAAUGAUCAAAACUUUGAUCCUCACCACUUUGGUGGCCUUCACUGCUGGUUCAGCGCUUCCGAAGGUGCUUCCAUUUGUGGAUUCGUCUCUUCCAAUCACUUUCCGACAAGUGAUUGCUCAGCCAGCUCCGAAGAUCAUCUCCAACAGUGCUGCUUAUGGUUAUGCUGUCGAUUUCUCGGUGCCGGCCACCCUUCAGCGGCUUCAGUGCGUCAGACAAGCUGGAUACAAUGUCGCCUUCAUCAGAGUUUACAACCCGGCCGGACAAGGUUCUUUCGAUGUCAACUCUUGCAGUUCCAUCCAAAAUGCUCAUUCCGCUGGACUUGGAAUCGAAGUCUACAUGACUCCACAACCAGCAUCUUCGAAGCAAGGUUACCAGCAACUCGACGAGAUCUACCAAGGACUCACUUCUCGUGGAAUCACCAUUCGCUCUGUUUGGGUUCAGGUCACUUCGCCAGCUAACUGGCCAGGAACUGCCACACAGCACGUCAACUUCAUCAACAGCAUCAUUUCGAGAGCCAAGCAAUACGGGCUCACCGUUGGAAUCUAUACCAGCUAUUACGAUUGGAAUCAGAUCACCAAUGGAUGGAACAGCCUUGGUAGCAAUGUUCUUCUCUGGUACUGGAAUGUGCUUGGAGGAGGAGUCACCGGAGAAUCGCCAGCCAACUUCGACGACUUCCGACCAUUCGGAUGCUGGCGUACGCCAUCCGUCAAACAGUUCGCACAGGUUGAGGUCGUCUGCGGUCUCACUGUCAAUCGCGAUGUCUACACCAACGCCGGAUUCCAAAUGUCGGAGGCCAUCGAAGGCGAGAAGGAUGAAAACAUCAUCGUCGGAUCGCUCGGAAUUCAGCACUAG
Caenorhabditis bovis is the source of this 1914-nucleotide messenger RNA. NCBI's taxonomy places the organism in Eukaryota, Metazoa, Nematoda, Chromadorea, Rhabditida, Rhabditidae. The record is from the annotation of a GenBank genome assembly.